Messenger RNA from Vespula pensylvanica (western yellowjacket), 3075 nucleotides. It is a transcript of the gene Cry2, whose product is annotated as cryptochrome-1-like. Gene Ontology annotation, molecular function: DNA binding; FAD binding. Lineage: Eukaryota; Metazoa; Arthropoda; Insecta; Hymenoptera; Vespidae. The record is from RefSeq and is a predicted model, not a curated record. Bases 1017 to 2720 code for a protein of 567 amino acids. The transcript has 11 exons. Gene Ontology annotation, biological process: circadian regulation of gene expression; negative regulation of DNA-templated transcription; entrainment of circadian clock by photoperiod. Gene Ontology annotation, cellular component: nucleus; cytoplasm.
GUCAGUUAUAAAAAAAAGCUAAGCAAAUUUGGAGAAAAACAAAUUGAUGCAAAAGAUGGGAUAGUGCGUGUACGAUCUCGAUCACGAUAAUAACGAUCAUUGGAAUUUACGAAAAGAAUCAAAAGUGAAAACGAAGAAGAAGAAGAGUAGAAUAAAGAGGAGUACAGGAGAGGAGAAGGGAGGAGAAGAGAGGAAAGGAAAGGAAAGGAGAAGAGAAUAGUGCUCGAUCGGUGCAACGAAGUAAAAAAGAGAGAGGCGAAAACGAACGAUCGUGACGACCAUGGUAGCUGCAAUGUGACCGGUGUACCACGUGACCGAUAGGACCAAUCGGUUGUAAGAAAGCGAUAGGUCACAAAUAGGAAAAGUAAGUGGCUUGGAGAAGAGAUUACGUUAGCAUAAAAUAAUUGCGUAAUGGCGCCGGACGAUUAGCAACGAGAUUUUCGUUUCACCAUUUUCUUUUUAUUUCUGGAUAAAAAAACGAUGAAUUAAGUCUCAGCAAAUAUACGUUUGAUAUCCGUUGAAAAAAAGACGGAGAGAGAAAGAGAGGGAGAGAGGAAGGGAUGUAGAGAGAACGAAUCGAAAGAGUCUUCUUGAAAGUACUUCGGAAAAAUCAGGACGACGCGAGGAUUCAUCGAUUUUCUACAAAAUGGAUGCGAUUUGAGGCCAAGAGUAGAGAGAUCGAGGGAAAGAAAGAAAGAAAAGAAAGAAACGGAAGAAAGAAAAAAUUUAGUAGUGGAAAGGAAAGGAAAGGAAAGGGACGAAGUUGAAUGAAGAAUCGUGGAAAUCGAGUACAAUACACCAUCGUUACGUCGUAAGAGAGAAAUAGAGAGAGAUAGAGGAGAUAAAGAUAAAGAUAAAUAGAUCCGGUCGAUCGAUCGAGCUAUAAGCUCUGUUAGAAUGAGUAGAUUUCAAGAGUAAAGAGUGGAGAACGGCGAUUUCUAACGAGUGGUGGCGGUUGGAGUGGUGGUGAUUUGUAAAAAAAAAAGUUUAAAACGAAUAAGACGAUAAAAAGUAAAAUGACGGGUAGUAGGAAAAGCGAAUUUGGCGAUGAAGUGGCCGUGCAAGGAGAUGGUAGGAAACAUACGGUUCAUUGGUUUCGAAGAGGACUCAGAUUGCAUGACAAUCCAUCUCUAAGAGAAGGACUAGCUGGUGCUUCCACUUUCCGGUGUGUCUUUAUUUUGGACCCCUGGUUUGCCGGAAGCACUAACGUUGGUAUUAAUAAAUGGAGGUUUCUCUUGCAAUGUCUCGAGGAUCUCGACUGUUCCCUAAGGAAAUUGAAUUCCCGUUUGUUCGUGAUACGAGGGCAACCAGCGGAUACCUUACCAAAGCUCUUUAAAGAAUGGGGCACGACGAAUUUAACGUUCGAAGAGGAUCCAGAGCCAUUUGGACGCGUACGAGACCACAAAAUUUCGACGCUUUGUAAGGAGCUUGGUAUCUCGGUGGUCCAGAGGGUCUCGCACACUCUCUACAAGUUGGACGAGAUUAUAGAAAUAAAUGGAGGCAAACCACCCCUGACUUAUCAUCAGUUUCAAAAUGUCGUUGCGAGUAUGGAUCCUCCAGAAAAGCCUGUGUCUACAGUAACGUCAGUUUGCAUUGGUGAUGCCUAUACUCCAUUGAAGGACGAUCAUGAUGAUCAUUUUGGUGUACCAACGUUGGAGGAACUUGGCUUCGACACAGAAGGGCUUCUGCCGCCUAUAUGGGUCGGUGGUGAGAGCGAGGCCUUGGCACGAUUGGAACGUCAUCUCGAGAGGAAAGCUUGGGUGGCGAGUUUCGGCAGGCCGAAGAUGACGCCGCAAUCACUACUGCCGAGUCAGACAGGCCUAUCACCUUACUUACGCUUUGGCUGUCUCAGCACAAGACUUUUCUACUAUCAACUUACCGAUUUGUACAAAAAGAUUAAGAAAGCAGUACCACCACUUUCGUUACACGGUCAACUUCUAUGGCGCGAAUUCUUUUAUUGUGCCGCCACGAAGAACCCUAAUUUUGAUCGGAUGCAAGGCAAUCCGAUUUGUGUACAGAUACCGUGGGAUAGAAAUGUCGAAGCGUUGGCAAAGUGGGCGAACGGCCAAACGGGUUUUCCAUGGAUCGAUGCGAUUAUGACUCAACUCAGAGAAGAAGGUUGGAUACAUCACUUGGCGAGACACGCAGUUGCUUGUUUUUUGACUAGAGGUGACCUUUGGAUAUCCUGGGAAGAGGGAAUGAAGGUCUUCGAUGAACUUCUAUUAGAUGCCGACUGGUCGGUGAAUGCCGGUAUGUGGAUGUGGUUGUCGUGCAGCUCCUUUUUCCAGCAGUUUUUUCAUUGCUACUGCCCUAUACGAUUCGGUAGAAAAGCCGAUCCAAACGGCGAUUACAUUCGACGUUACCUGCCAGUAUUGAAAAAUUUUCCCACAAGAUAUAUUCAUGAACCGUGGAACGCGCCAAUUAGUAUACAACGAGCAGCAAAGUGCAUAAUCGGCAAGGAAUAUUCGUUACCAAUGGUGAAUCAUAGUAAGAGUUCGCGGAUCAACUUUGAGCGAAUGAAGCAGGUUUAUCAACAGCUUAACAAGUAUCGUGGAAACGGAUCAUCCCUCAAAGGUGAAUCAGUCGGUUUGCUAAACGCACUUUUGCCGUCCAAUCCAAAUGUAAAAGAAGACGAAGAAAAAAAUAAUCGUCCAUUGGCGAAUUUCAAAGUUGAAGACCGAAAAAUGGACGCUAAUGUUGGUAAUACCGCACAACAAUAACGAGCACAGUACCGAUCGAAAUGACGUUUUUGAAGAAGACGUUUAUUCUUUUUUUUUUAUUUUAACUAUCAUCGACGAAUGUGAAAAAUGCAUCAUUUUUCAUAUUUUGCAACGUUAACAUUGUUUUUCCUCUCUUUUUCUUUCCUUUUUUCAUUUCUUUUCUUCCACUUCAUAGACAUCUUUGUCAUUAAGAUCGUUUUUUAAGAAAACAUUUUUCAUCAAUCACGUCGCUAAUUUAAUUACUAUUACGAGGUUCGUCGUUUAUGAAACGUUCGUAUUGAUUUUAUACAUCUUGAGAGAUAAGUCACGAGAUAAGGUACAAAAUAGAAUAAAACUACCAUAUUAAGAGAAAUAA